Molecule: messenger RNA, 452 nt
Organism: Colletotrichum destructivum
Lineage: Eukaryota; Fungi; Ascomycota; Sordariomycetes; Glomerellales; Glomerellaceae
Exons: 1
Coding region: 6-452 (148 amino acids)
Source: RefSeq, a predicted model, not a curated record
UUCAGAUGUUCCAGUCCGGCUCCAGCACGGGCGACAUCACGUCGCACUAUUUCAACAUCACCGAGCCCGCCGCCGCCGCCACCUCUCCCUCGGCCUCCGAGUCCUCGACGUCUGUGACCUUCUCGUCCGGGUCCGCGACCUCGUCACCGUCCUCGAUCACGGACAAAAAAGAUAACAACAGCGGCGGCAUUCCGGGCGGCACCGUCGCGGGCAUCGCCGUCGGCGCGGCGCUGGGCGCCUUCGCUAUCGCCGGCCUGGCGGGCUGGAUGCUCUGGAGGCGGCGGAAGACGAGGGGAAAGAACGCAGGCGCGAGCGGGUCGUUGGGGUUGGUGCAGGAGAACAAGAUUUCCGACGAGAAAGAGUACUACGCUGGGCCGGUCAGCGGCGGCGGCGUGUCGGGUCGGUAUGAGCUUGACGACGCGCGGCAGGGCGUGUAUCGCCAACGCGAAUAG